Messenger RNA from Pyrenophora tritici-repentis Pt-1C-BFP, 987 nucleotides. Its product is annotated as TT-ORF1 domain containing protein. NCBI's taxonomy places the organism in Eukaryota, Fungi, Ascomycota, Dothideomycetes, Pleosporales, Pleosporaceae. The record is from RefSeq and is a predicted model, not a curated record.
AUGUUCGCCACCACGAACAUUGAGAGAAUCCCAGCUGCUUCCCCGACAACCGCUUCUACCAUGCUCACCGAAGCUUUCGUGACCACUUUGGGCCGAAACUCGCCCUCCGACGCUGAAUCUCAGGCAUCGAACACUAUCAGCAUCUACAAUUUGUCCUUCGCUGACCGCAAGAUCCUCGCCAAGGGAGCUCAGGUGCACAUUUGCGACCAUCAGGGUAUCACCAUCUGCCAACUGCCGCAUGCUCUUUUCCGCGCAAUCUCUACCAAGAAGGAAUUGGUUAAGCCUGGCAACCAGCCGGGUAUUAUUACAUUGCCUGAAAACCUCGACGAACUGAUGAUUAUCAACUUGAUUCAGCACUUCAUGGAUCUAGUCACCUGGAAGCAACACGCUCGAAUGUUGCCCUCUUACGAGUCCACCUACCACGACCUGCAAACUUGUAGCGUGGGUGAGUACCUCGGCAUGAAGAUGUACACCCAGCACAUCUUCAACUGGUACUUCGCGAGCAUCAGUUCCGGUCACCUCCCAGGUUACAGCGACAUCGACGCCUUCACCUAUGUUCGGACAAUUCCAGGCGAGGCGCUCUUCCAGAAGCUCGUCAACUUCGUCGCCAAGCUCGACUUCGAGGAUAGCAUCCCGGACCCAGAAGACUACCAAGAGUAUCUUCAGACCAACCAGCACUUCCGCGAGGCGGUCGCGGUAGCAAAGGCCAAACGCCAGGCCUACUUUGUAUACCUCGAGCGAAAGAAUCGCGAGGAAGCCGCGGCAGCUGAGCGGGCGGCUAACAUCGCCGAGAAGAACAAGGCACGCGUAAAAAUGGCCAAGGACAAGGCAGCGCAGAGCAAGGCCAAAUGGGAGGAGAAGAAGAAGGCGGAAGCGGAGUUGGCGGCCCGUGUCAAGGCUAAAAUGGCGGCACCAGGCAAGAAGAUCUGGAAAGCUCAUGAGGCUGGCUAUAUCCGCCGCAUCUAUGGGAAGAACGUCCCCACCUAG